Messenger RNA from Notodromas monacha, 1590 nucleotides. The record is from the annotation of a GenBank genome assembly. NCBI's taxonomy places the organism in Eukaryota, Metazoa, Arthropoda, Ostracoda, Podocopida, Cyprididae.
GCCAAUUGGUAAAUUCUUCAAGUUCAACGAGAGGAGGGAUGGUCAAAAGUUUUGUGUGGCACUGGACUGUGAGAUGGUUUAUACUACCAUUGGUGAGGAGGUGGCUACUGUGUGUUUGGUGGAUGGCAAUGGGAAUGUCCUCAUCAAAGAGAACAUCAAACCCAUGGGUGUGGUGACAGAUUAUAGGACUCCAUUUUCUGGCCUGACAGAAAGCGAAUUGAAUGAAGCAGUUUAUUCAGCUUCAGAAAUUUUGAAGAAGAUGCAGGACUACAUAGGGCCUGAUACUAUCAUAGUUGGACAUGGCAUUGACAAUGAUCUACUGUCUUUGAGGAUUGUUCAUUCCAAUGUUGUGGACACGGGGCUUGUGAGACCAUUAGUGUCUUAUACUGGUACAAAUAGACGUAAGUCUCUGGCAUCCCGUGUGCAAGACGCAUUCAAUGAAGAUAUAACCGUCAGGGCAAAAGGUGGGCCCCGUAACAAAGCAGCAGAAGACGCCCAGUACGCCAUGGCUUUGGCGCGGGUUGAUGCAGCAAGCGACCCUGCGGCGCGUGUAUGAAACUCUUCGCCGUUUGUGGUCACAUUAUCACAAACAGAUGUCGCUCGAUUGAAACCUGAAUAGGAACGUCUUUCGGGAAAUUGACAAGAUUCCAGUCCAAUGAAGAGAUUAAUCAAAAUAGGGAUGCUAUCGGGUGAUUGAAAUAUUGGAAUGCGGAUUUUUGACUCGGGGGAACUGGAAAUAUUUCCAGACAUUUAAUCGAUUUUCGCGCAGGUGUCGCUCCUCUUCGAUCUUUGGGUAUUUUUUAGGCAGCAGUGUUGUGCUGUAUAGCUCAGUUUUUUGACACACAUGGAUUCUUUCGAAAAGGGUUAUAUUUUAAACUCAUUUGCUGACAAAUUCUUUUGAGGUUCACAUUUCUAAAGUUUCAUUUUCCCCAACUAAUUCGUCAACUAGCGAAGUCUUGGUAAGAAGCUGCUUAUAUUCGUGUUUUCAAAUUUCUAAGACUCGGACAUUCGAAUUUCCUCUAAAUUCUCGCCUUUUUCAAGAAAAAAUGCGGGAUUUAAAUAAUUAUAAAUCAGUUCUGACGAUUCAAAGAAAUGAUCGAAAAGGCUUUAUAAUUUGAAUGGUUUAUUGUACUUUGUUCUCAAAGUAUUUUUUUUAGCCAACACCAGUUACUAAUUAGUUGAUGAACUUAUCAUUCCAAUGUUGAUAAACCAAAAUUCAGCAAUGCUAAAGAAAAAAGUGUUCAAAUAUUCCAAUCAUAUCAUUGGCAACUUUUCUGACGUGGAAUAUUUUCACAAUUUUGAUUAUUUUAAAAGGCAUUGAAAACAGCCCAUUUUGACCGUUGUGUUUUUUAUAUCAAUCUGUGGUUUCAGACAUUGGCUCUAAAUGUUUGCCCAAGUUGAAUAAUACGGAUGCUUCAUUUUUUUGCCACAUUUUUUUCUAAACAAAAACAACUUGUAUUUUGCGGGGAUUAUCCAUGUCAGAAUAAUGCAAGGAAUCAAAAAGGAGUUUUUGAAUGUCUAUUCCUACAAGUGAAUUGCAAGAUGUUCCUAAUGGAGAUUUUCAGUGCAAUAAAGUUGGGUCUAACUGUA